Drosophila rhopaloa is the source of this 801-nucleotide messenger RNA. It is a transcript of the gene RpLP1, whose product is annotated as 60S acidic ribosomal protein P1. The record is from RefSeq and is a predicted model, not a curated record. Gene Ontology annotation, biological process: cytoplasmic translation; translational elongation. Gene Ontology annotation, cellular component: ribosome; cytosolic large ribosomal subunit. The transcript has 2 exons. Gene Ontology annotation, molecular function: protein kinase activator activity; structural constituent of ribosome; ribonucleoprotein complex binding. Bases 139 to 477 code for a protein of 112 amino acids. Lineage: Eukaryota; Metazoa; Arthropoda; Insecta; Diptera; Drosophilidae.
CAUCUCUACCUUUUCCAUCUCUUUCCGGUUUAGGAUUUUGACCAGCGUGCUUGUUCUCGUCCCGAGCUAAGGCCAUUUGUUAUAAACAAUUAAUUUUUGGCAACUUGCACAAUCAGUGAUUAGCCACAGCACUUCGACAUGUCCACCAAAGCUGAGCUCGCCUGCGUCUACGCCUCCUUGAUCCUGGUCGAUGACGAUGUUGCAGUCACCGGCGAGAAGAUCAACACCAUUCUGAAGGCCGCCAACGUCGAGGUGGAGCCCUAUUGGCCCGGCCUCUUCGCCAAGGCCCUGGAGGGCAUCAACGUCAAGGAUCUGAUCACCAACAUUGGAUCCGGAGUCGGUGCCGCCCCCGCCGGAGGUGCUGCCCCCGCAGCCGCCGCCGCUGCUCCAGCCGCCGAGUCCAAGAAGGAGGAGAAGAAGAAGGAGGAGGAGUCCGACCAGUCCGACGACGACAUGGGCUUCGGUCUGUUCGAUUAAGCUGGCUGACACCGGAAUCCCCUAGAGACCUUCUAGACAACCUGACAUCCGUUGUGUUUGUGCUCUAAUCCUCGAGUGGUGAACGUGUACCAUGUUUCCCGACCUGCGUACACGUUUUAAUGUACAAAUUCGAGGAAAUAUAGAAGACGUUUGCUAAAAAAAAAGUGAUGGUUGUCUAUUUACUAGAACGGUGCUGAUUUUUUGUAUUUUUUGGAGUAACCUCAUAUUCAUUCUCGUAUAGUGAAAUCCCUUAGGAUAUGAAUAUGGAUCCUCUUCAAAGAAAAAUCAAAUGAGAUAGAGGUUGCCCAUAAAUAAUGACAGGUA